This is a messenger RNA of Phytophthora sojae, 719 nucleotides long. RefSeq lists its product as hypothetical. The record is from RefSeq and is a predicted model, not a curated record. NCBI's taxonomy places the organism in Eukaryota, Oomycota, Peronosporomycetes, Peronosporales, Peronosporaceae. The transcript has a single exon. Gene Ontology annotation, cellular component: NuA4 histone acetyltransferase complex. Bases 1 to 690 code for a protein of 229 amino acids.
AUGCGGGCGCUGUACGACGCGCAGCGCCGCGCCCACGAGACUGUAUUGACCCUGCAGGCGCAGAUCGAGGAGGAGGAGGCCGUGUACCUGGAGGAGACGCCGCACGGCAACAUCAUCCGCGGCUGGGACGGCUUCAUCGACUCGAAGCAGCCGCGCAAGGACGCCAACCCCAAGAAGAUCAAGCCCUACAGCGAGUCGGAGCACCUUUUCUCCGGCUGCUGCUUCUACUCGAGCAUGGCGAGCGGGCCGAGCUUGGACAUCUACGGCACGACCAAGGACGAGAGCGCCUCCUCGUCCACUCGGGGGCGCAAGCUCACGGUCACCUUGACCGUGGGGAAGGGGGCCGGCGCCUCGACCAGCAUCAGCGGCGUGGUGGAUGGGGCGGCAGCACACAGCUCCCAUGCUGCCUACAGAGGGGGCAAAGGCUCCAAGCUCAACUCGGUGCAGAAGACGGGGAAGGCCCCUACCCACCCUGCCACGGGCAAGGGCGCAGCAGCACAGAGCUACCAACACAGCAAGGCCUCCAAGCUCAAGAAGAGGAAGCGGGAGGCCGAAGCUGCUGCUGCUGCUAGUGCUAAGGCACAUGAGACUGCGUCAGGAGGUCCGCAGACUGCUGCUACCGUGGCGGCAGCGACGACAAGCUCAGCAGCGGCACAGCCGCCUGCGAGCGACUUUCUCGAUGUGCUCUAACCUAUUGACAAUGAACAGUCUUUCUACUG